Messenger RNA from Closterium sp. Naga37s-1, 942 nucleotides. NCBI's taxonomy places the organism in Eukaryota, Viridiplantae, Streptophyta, Zygnematophyceae, Desmidiales, Closteriaceae. The record is from the annotation of a GenBank genome assembly.
AUGCAGCUUCUACGCCAACUCACCUGUCCUGUGGCCGUCCGGUCAACCCACCAGUGGCCUACAGGUCAACCCACCAGUGCCCUACAGGUCAACCCACCAGUGGCCUACAGGUCAACUCACCAGUGGCCUACAGGUCAACCCAUCAGUGGCCUACAGGUCAACCCACCAGUGGCCUAUAGGUCAACCCACCAGUGGCCUACAGGUCAACCCACCAGUGGCCUACAGGUCAACCCACCAGUCUCCUACAGGUCAACCCACCAGUGGCCUACAUUUCAACCCACCAGUGGCCUACAGGUCAACCCACCAGUGGCCUACAGGUCAACCUACCAGUCUCCUACAGGUCAACCCACCAGUGGCCUACAGGUCAACCCACCAGUGGCCUACAGGUCAACCCACCAGUGGCCUACAGGUCAACCCACCAGUGGCCUACAGGUCAACCCACCAGUGGCCUACAGGUCAACGCACCAGUGGCCAACAGGUCAACCCACCAGUGGCCUACAGGUCAACCCACCAGUGGCCUACAGGUCAACACACCAGUGGCCUACAGGUCAACCCACCAGUGGCCUACAGAUCAACCCACCAGUCUCCUACAGGUCAACCCACCAGUGGCCUACAGGUCCACCCACCAGUGGCCUACAGGUCAACCCACCAGUGGCCUACAGGUCAACCCACCAGUCUCCUACAGGUCAACCCACCAGUGGCCUACAGGAUGGUGAGGAUGAGGAAGCAGAUGAGGAGGAAGUGGAUGGGGAGGAAGUGGAUGGGGGUGAAGUGGAUGGGGGGGAAGUGGAUGGGGGGGAUGGUGAAAGUGGAGGAGAGGUAGGUGGAAGAAGAACAGGAGGUGAAAGAGAGGGUGGGGCGAUGGAAGGAGGCAAUGGGGGGCUUGAGGGGGGCGCUGGAUGGGAUGUGGUUGGGAGCACAAUGGAUGGGCGGGGUGGAUAA